UGGAACUUCGGAUCUUUCGCUUGCACGCAUGAUGCUGCACUUCUUACACUAUUUUCAACUUAUAAAAUAUAUAUCACAAAAGCUAUCGAAGCAAACGGACGCUGUUUUUGUUGUUUCCAAAUUGUUGUAGUGGCAAGGACAGAAUAAAUUAAAAUUACACCGUAACAAAUUCGUGCAAAAAUAGCAAGUGUCACAGUGUUAAGAAGUCGCAAUGGGUGUACCAAAGUUUUUUCGUUAUAUUAGCGAGCGAUAUCCGUGCCUCAGCGAAUUGGCGCGUGAGCACAGCAUACCCGAAUUUGAUAACCUGUAUCUGGAUAUGAAUGGCAUUGUGCACAAUUGUUCGCAUCCCGAUGACAGCAAUAUACACUUCCACCUGGAAGAGUCGCAAAUAUUUCAGGAUAUUUUCAACUAUAUUGACAAGUUGUUUUACCUGAUUAAGCCACAGAAGCUCUUCUUUCUGGCUGUUGAUGGUGUGGCACCGCGUGCCAAGAUGAAUCAGCAGAGGAGUCGCCGCUUUCGUUCGGCACGCGAGGCUGAGCAGACGGAGGCGAAGGCGUUGCAACGUGGCGAGAAACGUGAGCAUGAACGCUUUGAUAGCAAUUGCAUAACUCCAGGGACAGAGUUUAUGGAUCGCCUGCAGCGUGGACUCCGUAACUUUUUGCGCAUGAAAAUCUCGUCGGAUCCGUUAUGGCAAAAGUGUCGUGUCAUACUCAGCGGCCAAGAGACGCCCGGCGAGGGUGAGCACAAGAUCAUGGACUACAUACGCUUCAUGAAGGCGCAGCCCAAAUUUGAUCCUAAUACGCGUCACUGCCUUUAUGGUCUCGAUGCGGAUCUCAUUAUACUGGGCCUGUGCACGCAUGAGCUGCAUUUUGUGGUGCUGCGCGAGGAGGUGAAAUUUGGGAAAAAUGUUAAGCGUACCGCUGUCGAAGAGACUCGGUUCUUUUUGCUGCAUUUGGGAUUGCUGCGCGAGUAUCUGGAGCUGGAGUUUAAUGAAUUGUCCACGCCUGAACAACCACUGGAUGUAGCGCAGCUAAUUGAUGAUUGGGUGCUGAUGGGCUUUAUGGUGGGCAAUGAUUUCAUACCGCAUUUGCCGUGCCUGCACAUAUCCUCCAAUGCGCUGCCGUUGCUCUACAAGACCUACAUCAAGAUCUUUCAUAAGUUGGGCGGCAAUAUUAAUGAGCACGGCAAGCUGAAUUUGACGCGCCUGGAGCUGUUUAUGAACGCUCUCAGCGAUGUGGAGCUGGAGCUAUUCGAAGAGCACUUCGAUGAUCUCAAGUACAUGAAUGCUAAGACUGAAGCAUUUGAUGUGGAUGUUAGCGAAUUGCUCACGCCCAAUGUCAAUGAUGAUCUAUCUGCCCUAAUUGAUGAAACCGCCAAGCUCUAUGAUAGUGACAGCGAGGAGGAACUAACCGCGGAGGGUGCGCUCAAGCGAGAGUUUGAAAACUAUAAGCGCAACUAUUAUCGCAACAAGUUCAAGUCAGAGCUCCAUGAGGACUUAAAAUCGGAGCUGGCUUAUCAUUAUGUUACCGCUGUACAAUGGGUGCUCGACUAUUAUUAUCGUGGCGUGCAGAGCUGGGAUUGGUAUUAUCCCUUUCACUAUUCACCGUUUAUAAGCGAUUUGACACAGAUAAAAGAUAUAAAAGUCAACUUUCAGCUGGGCAAACCCUUCCUACCAUUCCAACAGCUGUUGGCUGUGCUGCCUGCCGCAAGUUGCAAGCUGUUGCCUGAGGCCUAUCAUGAGCUCAUGUUGAAUGCCCAGAGCCCGUUGGCGGAGUUUUAUCCCCAGGAUUUUGAGAGUGAUCUUAAUGGCAAGAAGCACGACUGGGAGGCGGUGGUCCUGAUCCCCUUUAUCGAUGAACGCCGACUACUGGACGCGAUGAAAACUUGUGAAACGUUGCUAAGCUCUGCGGAGCGGGCACGUAAUCGGCAUGGACCCAUGUUCCAAUAUGAUUAUUCGGCGCUAUCGCAAGGUAGUUUGCCGGCGUUGGCACCGUUGAAGGCAUUGCAGCAUGUGUUUUGCACGGAGAUGGAGCGUUGGGCCAAAGAAAUCGCCCUCAAUUUACCGUUUAGCGUGUGCAUGGAGCUGCCAAAUGCGGCGCGUCAUGUGUUCUUUCCGGGCUUUCCCACCAUGAAGCAUUUGGCGUUCGAUUAUGAGCUGCGCCAUGGUCGCAUCAGGGUAUUCGAGCAGCCUAGUCGCAAUCUGAGCAUGGUGCUGCUGCCCAAGAAGCGUGCACUGCCGGAUACACUCACUGCGGUGGCGUCUCAGUAUCUGGAGCAAGUGGUGCACAUUGGAUGGCCACAUCUAAUCAAGGCCAAGGUGGAGAGCGUCGCCACACGCUCGCAAAUUGUUAGCAAAGAGGGCAUCGUCAACAAUGAGUCGCGUCACUUUGAAAUGGAUUGCAAAUCGCUGGACGAACACUUUACUGGCCGCAUGGGCAUUAAAUUUCACAACUAUGAUGUGUUGCUCUACAUUCGCACCUACGCCGGCAGCUCGGUGGAGUUCGGACAACGUGGUGAUGUGUAUAUGAAGGACGCUUGGAGCACAGCAGUUACGGCAUACCCGGCACAGGGCGUUGUGUCUGAUAUCGAUGUGCGUGAUAAUAUGCGUCAGCACUUUAGCAAAAUCGAGGAGCUCUUCCCCGUGGGCAGCACCAUUUUCUUCAUUGGCACUCCCUACUUUGGCAGCGAAGGCACAGUGCUCGAUCCGCAGCUGGUCUAUAGCUGUGGACGCAUACAGAUUUCCAUCAAAGUGGGGGCAGAGCCGGACUUAGAAGCUGCACGUAUACUGCAGCAGCAGCGCGAUCGGGAAUAUAUGAACUCGUACGAUGUCUGCCGCCAGCUGGACAUCAACAACAAGUGUCUGGGACGUCUAACAGGCACCGUUUGGGUGGUGCUAGGACCACGUCGGGAGAGAAUGGAAAAUGUAGCCAAGCAUAACAUAGGCCUGCAGCUCAAAUAUCCCAGACUAAAUGAGGAACGUGCCGGCUAUUGUCGUCGCAUCAACAAUCAAUGGUACUACUCAGCCAUAGCUGUGAAUCUCAUGUUCGAGUAUUGCGAAAAUUUCCCGGAAGUGAUCAACAAUUUUGCAACAAGUAAUGAUCGCGGCGACUAUAUCUACGAGGAGGAUAUUUACCCAAAUGAAGUUGGCCAGCAACGUAUUGAGAAUCUGUCCAAUUGGGUGCGUCAACAGCCGCAUAUGAAAGUCGAUCGCAUUACCUGCGGCUCACGCACUGUUUGCAAGGAUACUGUGGAGCUGCUGCUCACAGCCACCGAUGAGCUGCGUAACAAACCGGUCAAGAAUGUUAAGCUCCAGGUGAAACCGCAUUUGUUGAUCAAACCCAAUGUGACGCUGCCCGAAGUUUACAAAUCACCCGAUCCGAUACGUCUCUUUGAUCGUGUCGUGGUGGUGCGCACUAUUUAUAUGGUGCCCGUGGGUGUCACUGGCACUGUGAUUGGCGUGCAUCCGGUUAGUGAUCCCAACCCGGUGCGCCUCGAGUGUCUGAAUGCCGUGGAGACUUUCUGUGAGAUUCUGUUUGACAAAUGUGUUUCCAAUUGUGGCGAUAUACAUGGCAUUGCCGAGGAGCGUGUCUACAAAGUGCCAGAGAGCGCACUUGCCGUUAUCGAAUCGAAUGAGGAAACGGAUAAGACGAGACAAACACCAAAUGCUUCUGGACGACAGUCCCAGUCACAGUCCUCGUCGCAGUCUGGCUAUUCCACGCGCCGCGACCGACGCGAACAGCAACAAUCACGUUAUAUGACUGCCGCUGGUUCCAGAUACAAUCCUAUUACAAUGAAGACCUGCAUUGCGGAUGAGUUUGUACAGCCGGAUGCAGACAAGGCGGCUACAUCUAAGCCGAAAAUGCAGCCGCAGCCGAGGCCGCAACAGCAGCCGCAGCAAAAAUGGCGACAAUAUGAUCAGCCAAUGCGACGACAAGAGGAGCAGCCUCGACGACAAGAGCAACAGCCUCGACAACAAGAGCAACAGCCACGACGACAAGAGCAGCCACGACAGGUAAUAGUGCCUGCGAUGACGCCAAAGCAAGUCGCGCCACCAGCAACAGCCGUAGCCGCAGAUACUCCGCAGGCACAGACCUUGGCCUUGCAGCAGCUCCUGGGCUUGAGUCAGCCUAAGCUAGCGGUAUCUCAAAACACCGAUCCACAGUUACAUCAACAAGCAAUGCUAGCAGCGGCCAUUGCAAAUGUGCCGUCCAUGAUAAAUUCCCCGUUGCCUAGUCAAAUGCCAAAACUGCCCCAGCCGCCGCCUAGCUGGCGUGAUGAGGCUAAGCAGCAUCAAGCCAAAAUGCAGCAGCAGAAGCAGGAGAAGCAGCAGCGGAAGCCGCAACAUAAGCAACAUCAGGAGCAGCAGCAGAAUCCCAACUACAGCAACAGCAACAACAAUCGACAACAGCAAUAUGAGCCAAGCGCACAACGCAACAGCGGCGGCGCCAGCACAAGCAGCCAUACAACAACCAUACAGGACUUUGUGCCCACCCAGGCCUAUCGACCCAAGAAGUCGCAGCAGCGAAACGCUCAGCCAAAUGCUCAAAUGGAGUCAGUUAAGGUACAGCACAAGUUGGAGGUCAAGCUGCCGCCGGCGACUGCAACAGCAGUACCAGCUGCAACUUUAAGCAGCGAUGCGGCCAGCUGCGAGCUAAUGCGUACGCUUAAAAUAACACCAACGACCAUGGCGCCCAGCACCAGUGCUGCCAAUGCAACAGCUGAAGCCGCUGGCACUAGUACACAGCAGAAGCCGACGAGGAAGCCGCGUGUGCCGCGCAUUGGAGCCAAGUUUGAUUUGGAAUACAUCUUGCCGUAA
Messenger RNA from Drosophila busckii, 4816 nucleotides. RefSeq names its product 5'-3' exoribonuclease 1 (gene pcm). The transcript is spliced from 12 exons. Bases 212 to 4816 code for a protein of 1534 amino acids. Gene Ontology annotation, molecular function: 5'-3' RNA exonuclease activity; RNA binding. The record is from RefSeq and is a predicted model, not a curated record. Gene Ontology annotation, biological process: nuclear-transcribed mRNA catabolic process; rRNA catabolic process. Lineage: Eukaryota; Metazoa; Arthropoda; Insecta; Diptera; Drosophilidae. Gene Ontology annotation, cellular component: nucleus.